Molecule: messenger RNA, 4000 nt
Organism: Lynx canadensis (Canada lynx)
Lineage: Eukaryota; Metazoa; Chordata; Mammalia; Carnivora; Felidae
Gene: SMARCA1
Product: SWI/SNF related, matrix associated, actin dependent regulator of chromatin, subfamily a, member 1
Exons: 25
Coding region: 146-3355 (1069 amino acids)
Biological process (GO): regulation of transcription by RNA polymerase II; nucleosome organization
Cellular component (GO): nucleus; chromatin
Molecular function (GO): DNA binding; ATP hydrolysis activity; nucleosome binding
Source: RefSeq, a predicted model, not a curated record
UGAGGGUUAUUUAAAGAAGGGGGGGCUGAGCGAAGGGGUUGGAAGCGGAGUGAUUCCCCACCCCUGCUCCAUCUAGCUCUUUCCAGUGCAGCCACUGCCGCCGCCCAGGAGCUCUCGUCCCCUUCCUCGUUCCCGCUCCAACGCAAUGGAGCCGGACACCGCUGCAGUGGCAGCCACCGUGGCAGCUGCUGAUGCGACCGCCACAAUCGUGGUCAUAGAGGACGAGCAGCCGGGGCCAUCCACCUCUAAGGAGGAGGGAGCGGCCGCCGCGGCCACCGAAGCCACCGUGGCCACGGAGAAGGGCGAGAAGAAGGAGAAAAAUGUUUCUUCAUUUCAACUCAAACUUGCUGCUAAAGCUUCUAAAUCUGAAAAGGAAAUGGACCCAGAAUAUGAAGAGAAAAUGAAAGCAGACCGAGCAAAGAGAUUUGAAUUUUUAUUAAAGCAAACAGAACUUUUUGCACAUUUCAUUCAACCGUCAGCACAGAAAUCUCCAACAUCUCCUCUGAACAUGAAAUUGGGACGUCCUCGAAUAAAGAAAGAUGACAAGCAGAGCUUAAUUUCUGCUGGAGACUACCGCCACAGGCGCACGGAACAAGAAGAAGAUGAAGAGCUACUCUCAGAGAGUCGGAAAACAUCUAAUGUGUGUGUUAGAUUUGAGGUGUCACCUUCAUAUGUGAAAGGAGGACCAUUGAGGGAUUAUCAGAUUCGAGGGCUGAACUGGUUGAUCUCUUUGUAUGAAAAUGGAGUCAAUGGUAUCUUGGCAGAUGAAAUGGGUCUUGGUAAGACUUUACAAACGAUUGCUUUGCUUGGUUACCUGAAACAUUACCGAAACAUUCCAGGACCUCACAUGGUUUUAGUUCCAAAGUCUACUCUAUACAACUGGAUGAAUGAAUUUAAACGAUGGGUCCCAUCUCUCCGUGUUAUUUGUUUCGUCGGAGACAAGGAUGCAAGAGCUGCUUUUAUUCGUGAUGAAAUGAUGCCAGGAGAAUGGGAUGUUUGUGUUACUUCUUAUGAGAUGGUAAUUAAAGAAAAAUCUGUAUUUAAAAAGUUUCAUUGGCGAUACCUAGUCAUUGAUGAGGCUCACAGAAUAAAGAAUGAAAAAUCUAAGCUUUCAGAGAUUGUUCGUGAGUUCAAGUCAACUAACCGCUUGCUCCUAACUGGAACACCUUUGCAGAAUAACCUGCAUGAACUCUGGGCAUUACUCAACUUUUUAUUGCCUGAUGUCUUUAAUUCUGCAGAUGACUUUGAUUCUUGGUUUGACACUAAAAACUGUCUUGGUGAUCAAAAACUUGUGGAAAGACUUCACGCAGUUUUAAAACCAUUUUUGUUACGUCGUAUAAAAACUGAUGUAGAGAAGAGCCUACCUCCUAAAAAGGAAAUAAAGAUUUACUUGGGACUGAGUAAGAUGCAGCGAGAAUGGUAUACAAAAAUCCUGAUGAAAGAUAUUGAUGUGUUAAACUCUGCUGGCAAGAUGGACAAGAUGCGACUCUUAAACAUUCUGAUGCAGCUUCGAAAGUGUUGUAAUCAUCCUUACCUGUUUGAUGGUGCUGAACCUGGCCCACCUUAUACCACUGAUGAGCACAUUGUCAGCAAUAGUGGUAAAAUGGUAGUUCUUGAUAAACUCUUGGCCAAACUGAAAGAACAGGGUUCAAGGGUUCUCAUUUUUAGCCAGAUGACUCGCUUGCUGGACAUUCUGGAGGAUUAUUGUAUGUGGCGUGGUUAUGAGUACUGUCGACUGGAUGGACAAACCCCACAUGAAGAAAGAGAGGAUAAAUUCCUAGAAGUGGAAUUACUGGGUCAAAGGGAAGCAAUAGAGGCCUUUAAUGUUCCUAAUAGUAGUAAAUUCAUCUUUAUGCUGAGUACCAGAGCUGGGGGUCUCGGAAUUAACUUGGCAAGUGCUGAUGUGGUUAUACUAUAUGAUUCAGACUGGAAUCCACAGGUUGAUCUACAAGCUAUGGAUCGAGCACAUCGUAUUGGUCAGAAGAAGCCAGUACGUGUGUUCCGUCUCAUCACUGACAACACUGUUGAAGAAAGGAUUGUAGAAAGAGCAGAGAUAAAACUGAGACUUGACUCAAUUGUUAUACAACAAGGAAGACUCAUUGACCAACAGUCUAAUAAGCUGGCAAAAGAGGAAAUGUUGCAAAUGAUACGUCAUGGAGCCACCCAUGUUUUUGCUUCUAAAGAAAGUGAGCUGACAGAUGAAGAUAUUACAACUCUCCUAGAAAGAGGGGAAAAGAAGACCGCAGAGAUGAAUGAACGCUUGCAGAAAAUGGGAGAAUCUUCUCUGAGAAAUUUUAGAAUGGACACUGAACAAAGUUUGUACAAGUUUGAAGGAGAAGAUUAUAGAGAAAAACAGAAGCUUGGGAUGGUGGAAUGGAUCGAACCUCCUAAACGAGAACGCAAAGCAAACUACGCAGUGGAUGCCUACUUUAGAGAGGCUUUACGUGUCAGUGAGCCAAAGGUUCCAAAGGCUCCCCGACCUCCAAAGCAGCCAAAUAUUCAGGAUUUUCAGUUUUUCCCACCACGUUUGUUUGAGCUCCUGGAAAAGGAAAUUCUUUAUUACAGGAAGACAAUAGGCUAUAAGGUCCCAAGGAAUCCUGAUAUCCCCAAUCCAGCUGUGGCUCAAAGAGAGGAGCAAAAAAAGAUUGAUGGAGCUGAACCUCUUACACCAGAAGAGACUGAAGAAAAAGAAAAACUUCUCACACAAGGAUUCACAAACUGGACAAAGCGAGAUUUUAACCAGUUUAUUAAAGCUAAUGAGAAGUAUGGAAGAGAUGACAUUGAUAAUAUAGCUCGAGAGGUGGAGGGCAAAUCACCUGAAGAGGUCAUGGAGUAUUCAGCUGUCUUUUGGGAACGUUGCAAUGAAUUACAGGACAUUGAGAAAAUUAUGGCUCAGAUUGAACGUGGAGAAGCAAGAAUUCAACGAAGGAUCAGUAUCAAGAAAGCCCUGGAUGCCAAAAUUGCAAGAUACAAGGCUCCAUUUCAUCAGUUACGUAUUCAGUAUGGAACCAGCAAAGGAAAGAACUAUACUGAGGAAGAAGAUAGAUUCUUGAUUUGUAUGUUACACAAAAUGGGCUUUGACAGAGAAAACGUGUAUGAAGAAUUAAGACAGUGUGUACGGAAUGCUCCUCAGUUUAGAUUUGACUGGUUUAUCAAGUCUAGAACUGCCAUGGAAUUCCAGAGACGCUGUAAUACUCUGAUUUCAUUGAUUGAGAAAGAAAAUAUGGAAAUUGAGGAAAGAGAGAGAGCAGAAAAGAAGAAACGGGCAACUAAAACUCCAAUGUCACAGAAAAGAAAAGCAGAGUCAGCUACUGAGAGCUCUGGAAAGAAGGAUGUCAAGAAGGUGAAAUCCUAAAGCCUAGAAAUAAAGUUUUAAAUGGGAAACUGCUAUUUUCUUGUUCCCAUCUUCAAAUGCUAAUUGCCAGUUCCAGUGUAUUCAUGGUACUCUAAGAAAAAUCUCUUUGGUUUGAUUUCUUGCAUAUUUUAUAUAUUUUACAAUGCUUUCUACCUGAAAUGUGUAGCUUUAUAUUUUAUGCAUUCUAGUAUUUUUGUGUACUGUAUUUUGUGCAUUUCAUGUCUUCAUCAAAAUCCUCUCAGUCCUUGUUCUUUUGAAGCUUGUGCUGAGGUUUUAGCUUUUCUAUGUUUUAUAUGCCGCUGCUUUGAAAGAGAACCUAGAUUCUAUAGCUGUAUUAUUGUUGUUUCAUACUUUAAAUUUAUAUGGCUGUGGAAAAAUGAAUUAAAAUGAUUUGAGGAGAAAGACUUUUUCACUUCUUUGUUGCUUUCUUUUCUAUUGAGUAUGGGCUUGUAUGUGUUACUGCAUACUGUGAUUAGCAUAAUAAUUGUUUCUUUUGAGGUCAUCUAAAUAUUUUUUUCCUAAAGGAAUAAAGGGUGAGAACAGAAAAAUAUUAAAAAAAAACUAAUAUUUGAUACUGUGCUUGCUGUCAGUAUGCAUUACAUUUAAAUUAUUCUCUAAAUAUUCAAGUGGGAAAAUAUAAUAAAG